CUGUGGCGACCAUCGAUCGAUGGCCAGUUGGUCCGUUCAGUUGCCAAUCAAUCGCCAUGGCUGAUCCACGUCCCCAUCUCACCCUGCUAAUCCUCGGACUGAUUUGCGCCGGACUCUCUGUCGUUCCGGAGGCGCAGGCCCUGCCCCAGGGCCGGAUUCUCGGCGGGGAGGACGCCGUUCAGGGCGAGUUCCCCUGGUCCGUAUCUGUCCGCUACCUGAAGGCCCACGCCUGCUCCGGCAGUCUCAUCUCCGACAGCUACAUCCUCACCGCCGCCCACUGCGUCUCCAACGUGGGAACCACGCCUGUAAGUACCAGUGACGUCCAGGUGCGAGUGGGAAGCAUCAAUCAGUUCGCCGGAGGCAGCAUCGUGUCCGUGAAGAGGAUCCUGAUCCAUCCCUCCUACGGAAACUUCCUGCACGACAUUGCCCUGAUCGAACUGAACAGCCCCCUGACCUUCUCCAGCACCAUUGCAGCCGUGACCUUGCCCACUGCCAGCGAGGGGGAGCCCGAGGAGACGGAGGUCGAGGAGGAGGAGCUGCCCAACGGAACGCCUGUCUAUGUGGCCGGGUGGGGCGAGCUCUCGGACGGAUCUGCCGGCUACAAGCUGCAGAAGGCCAACUUCAACACGCUGAGUGCCCCAUACUGCGAACUGGCAGCCGGAUACGGAUACGACUCUACCGUGUGCCUGUCCCGGGGCGAAAACGAGGGCAUCUGCCGUGGGGAUGCCGGAGCCGGAGUGCUCGAUGACCAGAAGGUCCUGCGUGCCAUCACCAGUUUCUACUUCGGAGACUGCGGCAGCAAGUACCCGGACAUCUCCACCAAGGUCUCCUACUACCUGGACUGGAUUUCCGCCAACACCGCCGAGGAGUAAAAAAUCGCCAGGAUACUAGCAGGAUUAGCCCCUCUUUUUUUACACAUUUUUUUUACUGUGCCUUAAUUGUGUGCUUCCUCUAAAAUAACAAAAAAUACCAUACCGAAAAUGUGA
Molecule: messenger RNA, 986 nt
Organism: Drosophila ananassae
Lineage: Eukaryota; Metazoa; Arthropoda; Insecta; Diptera; Drosophilidae
Product: trypsin delta
Exons: 2
Coding region: 57-872 (271 amino acids)
Biological process (GO): proteolysis
Molecular function (GO): serine-type endopeptidase activity
Source: RefSeq, a predicted model, not a curated record